Molecule: messenger RNA, 864 nt
Organism: Letharia columbiana
Lineage: Eukaryota; Fungi; Ascomycota; Lecanoromycetes; Lecanorales; Parmeliaceae
Exons: 3
Coding region: 1-864 (287 amino acids)
Source: RefSeq, a predicted model, not a curated record
AUGCUCGAGUACAACAGCCAGUAUCAGGUACUGAUAUGCCCGUUGCAUAAAUGUGCGGUACCCGAUGCAGACAAACACAACUCGUCAGGCAGUGAGAAAUCGAGACCGCGACCGCCAUGGUCAGCAAAGAACACGGAAACGGGCUGCGGUUACGGCAUCGUGGAAGCUAGCUAUCAAUCGUGGACAGACAGGCUCCUAUCAAGCCAGACUUCUUCAUUAAAGCUACUCACGGACACGACAACCACCAGGACGAAUUCCAUCACUAUUGGCACGCGUGCAACGAAAGGGAGAAUAGCCUCGAGGAAGCUGCUUUCGAAGACGAGAACACUCAUUUCAACGCCAACACCUAUUCUACAGCGAGAGCAAAUUCCUUAUUCCCAGUGGAACUUCGGAGUCCUCUCCACAGCGUUCGAAUUCAUCAAUCGGCUUCCACCUACGACGCAUAAUUGUAUGACCGGCUUUGACACCCCCGGUUCACAACCUUGUCGAAAACCAGGACGAGGACAACAAGACACGAAAGAGCAGACCUCGUACUUCCGGCCCAAACGCCACCUUGAUCAUCGCUCGGAAGAGGUAUCCCAUUCCGAGACCCAGCCUCAGCUAGGCAUGAAAGAGUCUCCCCAUCUCAGCGACGAUGACUCCGAUCCUACUUACAAGGACCCCUUCAGCACAAGCGUCGUCGCCGAACAGGAAUCUGUCCGAUGUUCCGGUCGUAGCGUAUCGAUACGGACCUCGACGGCGUGGAGAAUGGGACUCGGUUUGCGAGCACACCUCAGAUUCGUAAGCAGCAACAAGCCCCGAAUGGUCUCGACGACCGGACUCGGAUCCGAGCACACACCAACCCACCAACAACCAUAUGAAUAA